Molecule: messenger RNA, 5366 nt
Organism: Vitrella brassicaformis
Lineage: Eukaryota; Vitrellaceae
Source: the annotation of a GenBank genome assembly
CAGUUUCUUGCGCAGUCCGUUCGAGGUGGUGGUGCCGUAUAUCACCUUUCCUGCAAGCAUCCGUGUGCACAUCAAUGCCAUUCCUCUCUGCUCGCAUUCGUACCCUUGCUUUGGCUCACCUCCUGGCCGUGGGCGUCACGCACCACGAUGGAUGGCGUUGUGCGUAGUCUGAUGACCCAACCAACACAGACACAGUUUUAUUCUCCUUCCGCUCUCUCCCUCUCGACCUGUUCCGAACCUCAUGACGACGACCGUUGACCUGUCGGGGAUCAAGGGCUGGCGGGGACGCUCUCUCUCGCGGUGCUUGUGUGCCAGGUUAUCGACGCUCGCCCUUAAGGCCUUCUUGCCGCGCGAAGCUCUUUCUGUUACGACCGAGGUCGCCUCCAUACACCCACCCAGUCCUCCACCUGCAUGCAGGCAGGGAGUCAGCCAGACAGACAGACAGACAAACAUAAGAUGGAUGGAUGGAUGAAUGUGUGUAUGUGUGUCUGUGUGUGUUGCUUUUGGUAUCGCCUGAAAGGAGGUGAAGUCAACACAUAUGAAGAUCGUUCAGGGGUCGAAUCGUGCCCUCACUGCUAGUCAUGAAUCGCUCUGCUACGAGGGACCUUGGCCAUGCGUGGCUGCAGAGAUCGAUCACCUGCAAGACCACUGACAGACAGACAGACAGGCAGACAGACAGGCAGGUAGGCGGGAAGAACGACGAGGGUGGCAUGCGUGGAUGUGUGCGUGCGUGAUACCUCCUGCCUGUUGCUUCAUGCGCACGAUGGACAUGAACAGGUGGUCUGCGUGGGAGAGAUCGACACACAGGGAGGGUUUCAUUGGUUGCGGUGUUUCCCGUGCUUUCCUUCCCUGACCAUUUCCGUGGAUUUCCUGUCGUUUCUGGAGCAAUGUGCCCUGAUGCGUUCGAAGCCAGUGGAAAAAAAGGGCGAGAUGCGAGCUCUAGCUCGCAAUGGGUGUCCCCAUAGAUUUGGGUACGUGGGGAUGGGGAUGGGGGUGGGGGCGUGGGGAUGGGGUAGAGUACGCCCGGAAAUCAUGCUUGAAGAUGCCUGGUCCGCCGGAACGUAGCGCCGGGCUUAGGGACAGGUGCCUCGUCAAACCCUUAACCGACCGACCGAGUGACUCAGAUACACUUCAAGGAUGUGAGCGGUUAUACACCCUUAGAGUAUUAGACACUCUUUACCUCACUAGCCUGUAUGUGUAGUGGAGAAACGAUGUUGUGGAGAGACGACAAAAGAGCAGAGAGAGCUGCAACGAUGUGAAGGAAUGCAGUGGAGAGACGCCAGAUCACUAUGGAGAGGGCGGGAGAAGUCGGAGAGACGGCUUCGUAGUGCCCUUUCUCACCGUUGUUUCUGCCUCCGCCUGCGAUAGCUGUUUGUUUGGCUACUGAGACGGCAUUGGGGCUCAUGAAGCGACCCUAGUCCAAAACCGAAUCCCGAGACUGCGCAGAACUUGUCGGGUCUUAUGAACAUCAUGUGAGUUUCACGGUAAAGCCGCUUAUGAUUUCCUGGAAAUCAUAAGACGAAACAGAAAACAUUUGUUCACACGCGAGCAAUUCAAGCAUGUCAAUGUCUCUGUGCACAACAGCCUGCAGAAGGCCUUAUAUUCGUCGACUUAUCGGUUCAUAGGACGGGAAACCCCAAUUUCUCCAAGCAAAGCCAUCCUAGCAUGCCACCUCCACUAGAUAGUCGGAAAGUUAGAUAAGCUGACUACUUAGCUUUUCUAACUCGUCAUCCAUCUGUGUCGUCCCCCUUCUCUCCCCCUUUCCCUUCCCUUUUCCUCUCCCAAACCCCUACAGUCUCACCGCCUACAGAAACUGAAAACCGAGGCGCCAGGUUGCGAGAUGGGAAAGAGCGGUGUCCGUGAAAGAAGAAGUUUGAGGAGAAAGAGAAGUGCUUCGCGCGUGAUGAAAAUGGACAUUGAAUGCACAGUCGCAUACGCCAUAAUACACAGCCUCACUGAUCCACGUCCAACAAUGAAAGAACAUUUGACGGACAGAAGUGUUUAUGGAUGUCGAUCAACGCAUGGAACGGCCUGUGGCAGUCUUGCCAGCCAGCCAGCCAGCCAGCCAGCUCGAAAGCAGUGGCCACCCGUUGACCAUCCAUAGCGAUACAGGAGCGAUGUGCCUAUCUACGGCUCUGCAAAGGCAAGCGAUGAAAUGCGUGGUCAAUAGCAUGCUCCAGGCGCUCGCAAGUAAGUUCGUUAAUUGCUGUUUCGCUGAUUGCAGGGUUCACUUGAUGAGGACACGACUCGCAGCCGCCUGAGUAAAGUCCUGCUCGCUUGGAAGACCGGCGAUGCCUGGUCUUGCAGGAGUGAAUCAGACGCUUUCCUCGACGCGCAAGCCUCACCUUCUCUUCGAAAGCCAUCUGCAGAGUUGUCGUGUCAAUGUACGGGCAAACAGGGAAAGGCAGACAUAACGUCUUCAUACGAAAUGAGAGACAGACUGUGCAAGGGAACAGCGGUUUCGAGUGGUGUGAACAGGAGGAGCAACGGCAUCAGCAACGGCCUCUUGCGCGGACACUGCUUCUGGCGCCCUGGCACGCCUCGGCUGCGCCGCGCUCGGCGGCCAGGGCGCUCGCUCAUUUCGUUCUGCUGUGCAUGGCAUGAAUAUGACCUUCCUAAAGAACCCACAGUGCACACGUUGUUCGCGAAUGUGCUGUGUCUCUGAUUGUGAUUGUGAGUCGAACACACCUCGUGUUCGCCGGCUUGAAGUGGAAGUCAGUUGCUUGCCUUGAGCUCAUCAGUCUCGCUCGAAGAUUGCCGUCGCAGAAAAGGUCUCUCUCACACACGAACCUUCCCAGAGUGAGGAUGAGGUAGUUGAGAUAUAGAUGAGGACUUGCAGAACGCUGGCCGAGCUUUAUCAACGUGUGCGGGCGGCAGUCGACGAAUUGGCGAAACUAUCUGUCAUGGCCUUGGCUUGGCUGACGCAAGCCCUAUAUGAGCGUCGCAGACGCCGUCGAGAUGAGUGAGGGUUGAGAUGAGCGAUUGCCGGACCGGGUGCUUCGCGACAGCGUGCGAUGGGCGUCAGCUGCGAUGUGCUGCAGGUAGGGGUGCUGAAACUCCACGAGGUACGAUUCGCGCCGUCCGGCAAGAGGCUGGUAGUGUCUCAUCACGGUGAGAUAGCUGGCAUCAGCUGUAUAAGCGCGAUGUCGAAGAGAUUGAUGGAUAGAAGUGCUUGUUCUCGGCUCGAUUGACUGACGCGACUCGAAAAGCUUUCCUCAUAUGGCCACCGGUGCCAGGGGAUAGUGGCAGCCCAGGGGAUAGAGCUCGAAUUAGCCUGAUCUGGUGGGUCCCUCCUACAGACUCAUCAACGGCGUAUCACACUAAAGACUCAUCACUAGGGUAUCCCACCGAUGAGUCCCUGCUGCGGGAUUGACCUGAUUAGCAAUUCAUGCUAUGUACAAUGACGGUAUGAAUGUUUCUGCGUCUCACCAGUCAGUAGACUUUCAGCAACGACAGCUGAUAUGAUAGCGGCAUCUUCUGUCUCUCAAACUUUGCCUCCUCUCUUCGCGACAUGGCGGACCCGAACACUCUCGAGCGUAACACUUAAUUUCCCCACUCUUCCUCGCCCGCCGCGUAUCUGGUGCAGUAAGUACUUUUGGUUAAUGGCGGAUGGAAAUUUAGUAGAUAUAUAUUUGUCUGUUUGGUUGUCUGUCUAUGUGUAUCUCUCUCUCUCUCUCUGUGUGUGUGUGUGGAUGAAGAUAUAUGUGUCUCUGUCUCUGUUGUCUCUAUCUUCACCUGUUUGACUGAAGGUGAGUAUCUCUUGAAAUAAGACGUCGUUCAAGUUCAUCUCGAGCAGUCGUGUAAGGUUGAGCAGUCACGGUGGAAUUCGGUCCUACCUCCACUUGUCAGUACAUAAACGUACUCGUCUGUGAUACGAUUGGGUGGCACUCGGCAGACCAAUCUGCCCGGAUCGUCUUUGCUCUAGUGGCACUGCUUUUCCACCUUCGCAGGGUCUUGAUCAGUUCAAGCUCUUGAAUCUGUCGCACAGCUAUUGCUCGUAAUGGGGUCGCUUCAAUAGAUGGUUUCUGGAUUGAUAUGCACUCACUGUCCCGCUAUGGGACUCUUGUGCCUGCAUGCAUAUCACGCAAAUGUCUGCAUAAAGGCGGUCAGCGCUUUUAUUCCAUUCUGGUACUCAUAUUUGAACCACACUGCUGUCAAUUCGCAAAUUGGCGGUCGACAAUGUUUCGAUUCAGUCGAGUGUGGCUUGCAAUGAUAUGAACAUGUACAACUGGAUGGUCAAAUUUAUCCCCUCCGUAUCUCUGUCUGUAAGUACAAGCAUAACCAAUACAGCGCGACUAAAACUUACAUGCUGCCUUCUUGUAUAUGUUGAUUUGCUUGGCUGACCAUGAUCGUCAGAAAGCGUACGGUGACAUCACUCUCGUUGAAGCACGUCACGGCUUUAUUGACGUUUUGGACGUUUUGGCGAAAGUCUGUCAUAUCGAAGUUGAAGCUGAACUGUCCGAGCAUCACUCCUAUACGCUUCACACCAGUGAAUGACGUGGGGAGCUGCGAAAUAUAUUCCUUACAACGCUGCAGUAUCAAAGAUAAAUGUGUGCGCACUGUGCGGUUCAUAUGACAGGCUCUGAGCAACUAAUACGACAGGCGGGCAACCUGAUUGUAAAGUCGAAUGUACUUCUAUAGAAGACACCACACAAUGACUGAAAAAGAGAGCGCCGAGUUUCAUAUAGAAGAAUAUGCAUGGAAGCAUAGCCCUAUGCCAGACCAGAAACAUAAGGCAUUACACAUGCAGAGACACACAUUGAAUGAACAGGACAUGGAGUUGAGAGUAUGUUGUUUGUGUAUUCAUCUGAAAACAGCACUCUCUGAGUAUGCCCACCGUGCCUCGUAUGUUCGAAUUGAGCAUGGACUGGCUGAAAUUCAGUGUCGACCCCUUUUUGACCUUGCUCUCGACAAAGAAGCUCAGCGGCCAUCCGAGACCUGCCCGAUUAGAGAACGAAGCCGUUGCAGAGCCGUUGUCGUCCACCAUUUGCUCCAACCUAUCGCUGCAGCGCUCGAUAUGGGGUGCCAUGUUUUGCCUCCUUCCGUGGUCGCUUUUUGGCUGUCUGUCAACUGCUGGUCCGCCACUCUUUUCUUUGUGCUCAAACAGCGUUUCCCCUUUCCAGUGUGAGCUGGAGCCGGUCCGCCCGAAGCAGUCAGUGUAUGGGAGCAUAGGAGGCUGACAUGUCGCUUCUUGCGACCUCGUCUUCCUCACGUUUAGCCGUUUCACGCGCUGAUUCACGUCGUGAUCAGCAUCAAAUAACACCACCGUCACUCGCAUCAUCGUCCUCGCUUUCAAUGAUAUGCUGAUACACAAUGCCUGCAAAUUGCCAUCAUGACACACCGCUCUUUGCAAUGGAGAGUCUGGC